CUCUCUGUGAGCCAAUCAUUUCAGCAGCCCUCAACAACUGUGAAAUCCCGCACUUACACAGAUGAUAAAUGCUGAUACAAAGGUCACCAUGGAAUGGAAAAACUUUACCUUCACUGAUUACAAUUUCACCUAUGAUGAGAAUUAUAAUGAGUCCUGCUGUGAUGGCUCAAUCUGUGAUCAGGAGACUUCCAUGUACUUUGAUUCCAUUUUUAUUCCGGUCCUUUACUCUCUGGCGCUGGUAGUGGGACUGGUGGGAAAUGGGCUGGUUCUGGUAGUAUUGUGGAAGAAAAGGCAAUACUUGAAUGUUACCGACAUCUUCAUCCUCCAUCUGAGUUUAGCAGACAUUCUGCUGCUGCUAACGCUGCCCUUCUGGGCUGUAGAGGCAGCGUAUGAGUGGAUCUUUGGCUCAGUGCUCUGCAAGCUGACUGGAGCUCUGUUCAAGAUCAAUUUCUACUGUGGCAUUUUCAUGCUUUGCUGCAUCAGUGUUGACCGCUACCUGUCCAUCGUCCACGCAGUGCAGAUGUAUUCUCGUAGAAAGCCAAUAGUGACUCACUGUUGCUGCCUGAUGGUCUGGCUCUUCUGCCUUCUGCUCUCCAUUCCUGACUGGAUAUUUCUUAAGGACUACAAGGACUCCAGACGUCAGGAUAAAACACAAUGUGUUCCAGAUUACUCUGAUUCUUGGCAUCUGGCCACUCGUCUGCUCAAACAUAUCUUGGGUUUCAUUCUUCCAGCACUUAUAAUGAUGUUCUGUUAUUCUUGCAUCCUGCUGCGGCUGCGCCGUGGCUCCCAGUGCAAGCAGAAGAAGGGGGCCAUCCGUGUCAUCGUGGCUCUGGUAGUAGCCUUCUUCAUCCAUUGGACGCCCUACAACAUCACCCUCAUGAUUGACACCAUACAAACCAAUGAGACCAUCGAUCCCAGUAACCAAACAUCCUGUGGGACCUUCACAUCGUUGGAUGUAGCUCUCACAGCUACUACCACAUUGGGCUACUUACACUGUUGUGUCAACCCAGUGCUUUACGCUUUCGUGGGGGUGAAAUUUCGCCAGCAUCUGCUGGACAUGCUGAGACCACUGGGCUUCACGCUGAAGGUCCCAGCAGGCCUGGUGUCACGGAAGAGCUCUGUAUGGUCAGAGUCAGUGGACACAUCACACACGUCUGCUUUUUGAAACAUUGUGUGCAAUCAUACUGAUACAUGUACAAUCAGCCAGCAGGUUAUGCUUUUAUGCAAACUUUAACAUCUGUAUCAGUAAGAGGAGUUGGGCUUUAAGUAUUCAAGCAUUGCUAUUCAAUGUCCAGUCUUAAUCAUUAUAAUUGUAUGAUAGUACGGAAGUCCACACCACCAAUGAUAACGUCAUUUAGAGGAACAAUAACAUUGGAAUCAUUUUCAGAUGAUUUUCCAGUUGAUGAAUGUGAAAAAAGCAAUGACAGCUGAUCAGAAUUCAUACAACUUAAACAAUUUAUCUUAAUAGUGACCUUUACAGUUAUCAUUCUUUAGGUGAACAGGUCUUAAGUUUCAUUACAGUGCUUUUUAGUUUGCAGACUAUAGAGCAAUCUUGUUUAAUCUUACUUUCAGAUAUUUAUCUUGGCACUUAUGCCAGCUACUGCAAAUUUUCUGCAGUUUUGUAUUUCUCAAGCAUACUGACUCCUU
Carassius carassius (crucian carp) is the source of this 1647-nucleotide messenger RNA. Its product is annotated as C-X-C chemokine receptor type 3-like. The record is from RefSeq and is a predicted model, not a curated record. NCBI's taxonomy places the organism in Eukaryota, Metazoa, Chordata, Actinopteri, Cypriniformes, Cyprinidae. The coding region runs from base 62 to 1165 and encodes 367 amino acids. Gene Ontology annotation, biological process: G protein-coupled receptor signaling pathway; chemotaxis; immune response. The transcript has 3 exons. Gene Ontology annotation, cellular component: membrane. Gene Ontology annotation, molecular function: C-X-C chemokine receptor activity.